CCAAUUCCACCACAACCACCCCGCUCGCUCCCUCAUCUCCAAUGAGUGCGCAAGGUAACACUCCCGUGGCGUCGACCACGCCGGAAUCUGAAGAGCCUCUCAGACUUACGCCGCCUACACCUGACGAACUCGACGCCAAAAUUCCUAGCAAACGCGAAAGAGAGUUGUCAUUGGAACCUUCUACGUCACAGUCAUCGAACAUAGAUGAUGAAGAACAGCAGAUUGAGCAUAAGGACCGGCACGUACUCACCAAGAAAAGCCGCGUCGUUGGUCAGCUGGAUGUGCCCGAAGAAGAGGAGGAAGACGAUGAGGUCCUCAGAUCCUCUCCACCGUACGAGAGCAAGAUCCGGGCCAUAAGCCAAGGUGUUGAGGACCUCAGCUGGCAGAACAUGCCUAGAGACAAGACUCCGGAUCCAGAAGAGGAUCGCGAAAUGGACCGUCAACAAGAUGAAGAGCAAGAGGAGGGUGAUGCUCCGGAUAAGGACCAUGAGAUGCAAUCAGAGUCCCCUGAGCCACCGGAAGAGGUAACCACUGAAGCAAAGGUGGUGGAUGGCGAGGAGGCCGCUGUACCAUCGGCCCUCUUGCAAGGCGACAAUCCACCUGUGGUUAACGAUGAUGGAGGCCACGAUGAACAUGCCAGUGAGGCGGAUCCUGCGGAAGUGCCUCCCGAUGCGUCACCGUCCGACGCACAGGAGCUCAACAGCUCUGAAGUGUACCCUGAGGUCUCAUCCACGUCCAUUACUCAGCCAGUUUCGAUGACAGAAUCUCGCUCUCGUAGCGGAUCCGAGUCCGGGGCCGAUCAGGGGAGCGGCGACCAGCAUGAGCAACGAGAGACGAGUGUUAGCGAGAAGAGUACCACAAGCGAGACGCCCCAUGUUGUCAACGGUGUAUCCACAGGAUCGGGUGCGUCGAAGCGGCGACGGGAAGAGCGUGAUACAGACGAAAACCCGCGGGUUGCCAAGCGGCCGACUCCGCCUCCUGAUCAAGAGCGAGAAGCGGAGCUGGAAGAGGCAAAGAAGGCGGCAGCGUCGCUGUUAGCCCGCAGUCAGACGCCGCCACCGAAGCCAGUUGAGGCCACGUCGACGUCUACUCCUAAGACAAGUGGUUUUAUGGCAUAUGCAUCGUCAAACUCACCAUUUGCUUCCGUGAAAGGCCCAAGUCUCUUCAAAUCUCCUCCAUCCUCGUCCUCACCCUGGGCAAGCGCUAGUUCAAGCGCCAAUGAAGGCCCCAAUGGUCUGCAUGCUGCCACUGCAUCUCCAUUCCCUAGUCAUUUCGGCACAUCCUCACCUUCUAGAUCGCCCGCGACCCCCAUUGCCAGCCCUGCGACGAAGCGGAGUGGCUUUGAGGCAUUUGCAUCCAACUUGUCGAUUUUUGCGUCAGCCGCGAAGCGGCCAAAAUCCCCGCCACUCCCUGCCUUCGGAGCGGGCUCGAGUUCGCUCGCUCGCAGUCGGUCGCCCUCACACCCUUCCUCUUCGCGCCCACCGUCUAUACUUUCGGCCAACGCUUUCUCUGCGUAUGCAUCCGCAGGCAAGCAGAGCUUCUCCACGCAGUCCUCUAGCCGGUCGAGUCCUGCCCUCGGCGAAAAUACUGCAAUGUCCAUCGACAACAGGAAUCGGGAUUCUCCAGCGUUGAGUGUUCAAGAUUCCGUAGAAUCCGAGGAAACAAAGAAGGAAGAAGAAAGCGAAGAAAGCUCUCGAGACGCGACCACCUUCGGAGAGAGACUUAGAUCUCAGAAGGACGAGGAGGACAGCGAAGAAAAGCACAAGCAGGAGUUCACUGAACAAGAAGUCAUCACGGGCGAAGAAGAUGAGGAGACUAUUUAUCAAUGCCGAGCGAAACUCUACGCACUCAAUGAUGAGAAUUGGGCCGAACGAGGGACUGGCCAAGUCCGGAUCAAUGUGCGCAGAGACGACCCGACUAAGGCACGACUAAUCAUGAGGAAAGAUUCCGUCUACACCGUGCUGCUGAACACCAUGCUCGUGAAGGGCAUGACGUGGACCAAGCACGAGCUGGACACGCGCUUCAUCAGAUUCGCCGCGUACGAGAAGGGUGGAUUGAUGAAGUACAAUCUAAGGCUGCCCACGCUGGCUCAGGCGGAGGACUUCUACAUGGAGAUCGAGGCGUUCACCAAGUAGACUACGGACCAGGGAAGAAGAGACACUCCGACUGUUGCGAUCUAUACAUUAGCUACGAGCCUGUUGUUCUGCUGCGCUAUUCUAACCUCUGCCGCAGUUGUAAUGUAUUCGGAUGAUUCUUAACGAGCCGACGGUGUUCAAAUAUGCGC
This is a messenger RNA of Laetiporus sulphureus 93-53, 2284 nucleotides long. RefSeq lists its product as uncharacterized. Lineage: Eukaryota; Fungi; Basidiomycota; Agaricomycetes; Polyporales; Laetiporaceae. Gene Ontology annotation, cellular component: nuclear pore; cytoplasm. Gene Ontology annotation, biological process: intracellular transport. Gene Ontology annotation, molecular function: GTPase activator activity. The transcript has 7 exons. The record is from RefSeq and is a predicted model, not a curated record. The coding region runs from base 42 to 2135 and encodes 697 amino acids.